ACAGGCAGAGCCGGCAGCGGGCAGAGGCAAAACCUGUUUUGUUUUAAUUAUAAUUAUAUAUGAAGCACACGGAGUUACACAUACGCACGUACAUUGACCAGCGACCACGUAUACACACUUAAGGAUGCGAGGAAUAUAUACAUAUAUAUAUAUAACCUCUGUUGUACUUUGAUCCCUUAUUAGAUAUAUCUAGAGUCUAGACACAUAAGCAAGUCAGAGUGAAUUGCAGUUUUUUUUUUUAUCAUUUAACGCAGAAGACUAUAAGAGUCAGUUUUAGGCGGUACAGCAAUCGAUUAUAGUAUUCGUUUAGAGGAAGUUCCAGACCUUAUUGAACAUUAAAAAUGAUAAAUACAGGAAAACUUGCUGGAUGCACAAUAUUUAUCACUGGAGCAUCCAGAGGAAUUGGCAAAAGUAUUGCUCUCAAGGCUGCUCAGGACGGUGCCAAUAUUGUACUCGCUGCUAAAACUGCCGAACCACACCCUAAGCUUCCUGGUACCAUCUACUCUGCUGCUGAAGAGGUUGAGAAGGCUGGAGGUAAAGCUCUGCCAUGUAUCGUGGAUGUAAGAGAUGAAACCCAAGUAACUAAUGCAGUCAAAAGUGCUGUAGAGAAAUUUGGGGGAAUCGAUAUCCUAGUAAACAAUGCAAGUGCAAUUUCUUUGACUGGAACUUUACAUACCGAGAUGAAGAGAUACGAUUUGAUGAACAAUAUCAAUGCCAGAGGAACUUUCCUCGUUUCAAAAGUGUGUCUUCCAUUUCUUUUGAAAAGUAAAAACCCACACAUAAUUAAUUUAAGUCCACCUCUCAACAUGCAUCCAUUCUGGUUUAAAAAUCACGUUGCUUACACAAUGGCCAAAUACGGUAUGUCUAUGUGUGUAUUGGGUAUGGCUGAAGAAUUUAAAGAUGAUGGAGUUGCUGUCAAUGCUCUGUGGCCCAAGACUGCAAUUCAUACAGCAGCAAUAGAAAUGUUGUCAGGUAAAGAAGCCAGCAGAACUAGUCGCAAGCCUGAAAUUGUGGCAGAUGCUGCUUAUGCUAUUAUGUGCAAGAACAGCAAAUCAGUCACAGGAAACUUUUUCAUUGAUGAAGAAGUAUUAAAAAAAGAAGGCAUCACAGACUUUCUUCAGUAUGCUUGUGAUCCAACAAACGCAGAUAAUUUGAUGAUGGACUUCUUUAUUGACCUGGAUAGUACCGACUUAAGGAUAGUCGGUGGCAAUAAAGAACCAGCAAAAGUUGAAAGUGGAAAAAUUGCUAGUCUGUUUUCUGUGAUUGAAAAGAGCAUAAAUCCUGAGCUUGUCAGUAAAACUGGUGCUAUUUUCCAAUUUAAUGUUAAAGGAGAGGAAGCAGGAACUUGGUUCUUGGAUCUUAAAAAUGGCAAAGGUUCUACUGGUAAAGGAGAGCCAAGUCAGCCAGCAGAUGCCACUUUGACUAUGGACUCUGCUAACUUCUUUGCCAUGUUCUCAGGUAAACUGAAGCCCGCGACUGCUUUUAUGAUGGGUAAACUAAAAAUUAGUGGCAACAUUCAGAAAGCCAUGAAAUUGGAAAAAUUGAUGCUGAACUUGAAGUCAAAACUGUGAGAGACUCAUGUUAUAAAUUGUAAUGUCGUUUUUAACGCAAAUGUUAUUUAUGUCAAUUAUUAUGCCAAUGAAAGGAGAAUGUUAUUACAUUUUUUAUACUUGUAAAGAAUUUUAUACGAAAUGGAAAGAAUAUCAUCAACACUAAUUUAAUAGGCCUAAGUUGUUGAUAAAAAAUUAAUUUUAUAUGCAAGAUUUUUUCAUAUUACAAAAAUAAAACUAUUUUAUAUAAUAUUA
Nasonia vitripennis (jewel wasp) is the source of this 1805-nucleotide messenger RNA. RefSeq names its product hydroxysteroid dehydrogenase-like protein 2 (gene Hsdl2). The transcript is spliced from 8 exons. Gene Ontology annotation, cellular component: mitochondrion. The coding region runs from base 342 to 1571 and encodes 409 amino acids. The record is from RefSeq and is a predicted model, not a curated record. Lineage: Eukaryota; Metazoa; Arthropoda; Insecta; Hymenoptera; Pteromalidae.